Drosophila nasuta is the source of this 2092-nucleotide messenger RNA. RefSeq lists its product as uncharacterized. NCBI's taxonomy places the organism in Eukaryota, Metazoa, Arthropoda, Insecta, Diptera, Drosophilidae. The coding region runs from base 1052 to 2023 and encodes 323 amino acids. The record is from RefSeq and is a predicted model, not a curated record. The transcript has 2 exons.
UCUUUGCUUUUAGUGAGUGCAACGAAGACGAACGGCGUUAAUUUCUUAACUAUUUUUAAAAAGGCAAAACAAUUUUGAACAUGCUGCGAGGGCGGUUUGAUAAUUUUGAAGCACUGACUAGUAAUGUUAACAGUCAUAAUUGUGUUGAAAAAUAAAAAAAAUAAUAUAACAAGUAAGAUAUCUACAGUCGACUGUGAGAUACUCACAUCUGUAAAUAAAACCAUAUUCGAAAAAUAUGCCACAAAAAAUACUUGAAUAUACCGAAGGUUAUGUUUGGUAUGUCGAUAUUGUACUACAUUUAAAAUAUACAAAAAUGUACAAAAAAUAUAAGAUUGUCAGCCAAAGCAACCAAGACCCGUCUGUAUUUGGCGUUCUUUGACAAAUGAAAGUAUUUCUUAAGUAACUUCAACCAUUUUUUUAAUCGCAACCAUUACGUUUGCUUUUUGAUUUUGUAUAUUAGUAAUAAAAAUAAAAGUUAAGUUAAUUUUUUGUCUACAAAAUAUACCUUUUUUACAGCGUUACAUUGCCAAUCUGUCAGAAUAAAUACCUUAAGUAUUUUUAAAUUUGUUAUGAUAUCUAUCUCUGCCUCUUCUCAUUCCAUUGCUAAACAUGUUGUUAACUCGUGCCAGCAAUCGUGUCACGAGAUCACUCGCUAGAUAAGGCGCGGCAGUUACAAAAGGUAUUUAUUUACGAUUUGCAUUUUAUUUCAUUAACCAUUUGACGUCAAAUUGGCAACUACACGCGUGCUGGCCAAGUUAAUGGAACCUGUGUGGAAAAGUGAAACCACCAACCUGAACCCCCUUUAGAUGUUUGCUCCAAGCGCAAGCAACUUGCGCCGCCGUCUGGCGAAAGAACUUGGCAUUUGGCGACACUAAUUGCUUCAGUGGUUUGCAGCGAGUGUCGCCUCCUCCAUGUGUAGAGAGACAAAGAGACAGGCAGGCAGCGAUGCGUCUCCACUGGAGUCGCGUACUCGACGACAAAAAGACGCUUACAAUUUCAGGCUUAAAUUGCCAAAGCGCAAUUUGUCGCCAGUACACACGAAUCCCCUCGAAUGUUGCAACAAUACACAACAUUGGGGGUGCCAUGUUUUAUAAAGUCGAUGACAUCGCUUGAAGCGAACUUAGUCGCAAUGUUCGGAUUCAAACGUCAACUACUCGCAUCGCGAAGCCUUUGGCUACUCCUUUUGUUCGGUGUGCCGUCGAGUUGGACACAAAACUCCAGCAGUACAGUGGUGUGGGAGCCAAGCAAUGGCAACACUGGCAAUGGGAAUACCAAUAAACGGGAGGUGGACUAUGCUGGCACUAAUAUAGCCAAAAGCUACGAUCCGCCGCCGGAGUUCUAUCGGGGACCAGGCUCAACAGGCAGCUCUGGGUCGGGCAGCUACGUUGGCUCCACAGGCAUUGGCAGUGUGAGUGGAGGUGGUGGACAGCAGCUGGGCAGCGUGGGUGAGAGUCUCAGUGAUGCAUACAACAAGUGGCGCAAUUCAGCUGGCGUCCAGCAGCGCAUUAGUGUGGGUCAUUAUGGAGGCGGAGCAGGUGGUGGUAUUGCAUCGCAUGUGCCCAGCACUCAUGGACCUGUCAGCUACGCCUACGAAGGACAUCCAUAUGAGUACGCAGGCGGCGUUGGAGCAGGAGGCGGCAGUCAUCAUGGCGGUGGCGGAGGUGGCUACUAUGGAAGCAGCAGCUCCGAGGCUGGCAUACCAUUCGAUGUGUAUGGCUCUCGACCCAGUCAUGUGUCACAUCAUUCGCACUAUGGUAGCACUGGAGGCGAGUACGCUUAUCUGGAGCCACAUGAUCUGGCUUCCCACAAGGGACCUCCAGAGCUGUCACAAAAGGCGCUGCUUGCCAAGAGUUUCCUCAUUCCCUUGGCCAGUGCCGCUGUACUUGGCAUAGCUGCUGCCUUGGUCAGUAAUCCACUGUUGCUCCAGCUGGGCACAGUCUCGGGAGUUGGUGGAGGAUUGGGUCCCGUAGUUGGUAAACGCAAAAGACGUUCACUGCGACGCGCGUAUGCUGCUCAUAAUUAGCAAUUACAAACAUUUCCACUUCAUUCAUAUAAAUACUUAAUUGGAAUGCUUACCAAAUAAAAUAAACGC